This is a messenger RNA of Microplitis demolitor, 4374 nucleotides long. RefSeq names its product zinc finger protein 665. The coding region runs from base 1244 to 3154 and encodes 636 amino acids. NCBI's taxonomy places the organism in Eukaryota, Metazoa, Arthropoda, Insecta, Hymenoptera, Braconidae. Gene Ontology annotation, cellular component: nucleus. The transcript is spliced from 9 exons. The record is from RefSeq and is a predicted model, not a curated record.
UCACGGAAAGGUGCUCUCUGUUCCACUCUUCUUUGCUGUUUCUCUUCCACUCAGUUCUCGAUCGCUCUCUCUAUUCCGCGUGAUAAAAAAAAGCGAGCCUGCUGCUGGCUGAUGCGAGUGGGCUUGUGUGGUGAGUGCGAGGGAGUGAGUGCGAGGAGAAGAGUUUUAGAGUCAGACAGUCGUAUCGGUUUUGUGUAUUCUCUAUCCCGGGAACAGAACGUAGCAUAGCGUUGCCGUCAAGGCGUGCUUGUUCUCAGUUUAGCUAAACUACAACGUCCAUUGUGUUAUCCUUGUUGCGUGUAAUGGCCGCCAACGGGUUUGUUGACGCCGCUACUCUUUGCGUUCUACAACAGCUCGUUGUUGCUCGAUGAUGUCGCGCAUCGAGCGCCUCUGAGAAGGAUCGAUUGAGACACUUGAUCGGCUAAACAUUGUGAUUAUUUUUUUUUCGCGCCCCCCCGAGUGUGUGACCACGACGCCUGACCUGGACUUUACCAUUUAUCUACAUAUAUAUAUAUCCAUAUUUAUUUCAUAUCUACAUAAUAUAAUAUAUAUCUAUAUAUCUGUAUAUAAUUAUAUACCAGCGAGUUUUUUUUUCAUGCCGUCAAGACAAGUUCCUGAAGAGUGAACCCCAGGAGUCGGGAGACAAGACUCGAGUCGCUAACAGUCAGCACUACUUGGUCGACAUGAACUCUGCGAGCUGGCAACGCUCUGUUCUGACAAGUGUGUCGCCCUGACGGAGCACAUCAUCAUCACGAGGAAAAUAUUUUGUUAGUUAACGAAAAGAAACCGGAAAGUCCUUGAAUAAUUACCAGAGUUUUACACCAUUGACCUUUGGUCACCGCGUCCUUCUUUCUCUGACCUCUUUUUUUCGUCUAACCCUUCUGCUCCGUUACGAACAAGAGCUGUCUCACGGCCGGUAGUUGUAUAUAUUUUAAAUAUUUAAAAAAGUUAAGUUAAGACGUCAGUACAGUGGGUUCUAUUGCUGGAACAAUUGAAAAUCAUUAUUUAUUUAGUAUAAAUAUUACGAUAAUUGUUUAAAAUAUCUCCCGCGCACUUGCCGCUGCCGUUAUGGCAACUCGCCGAUCAUCCGGGUGCAUUAAACUGGACAUUGAAGUGUACUGACAAUAAAAACAGUAGCAGUUGAAAGUAUCCUCCAGUAUCAAGCGGCAUCACACAUCAGAUUAUAUCUUGAUUUGUUAUAACGGAUGUCCAUUGAUUGCGCAGGGUCAUAAGCAGCGCAUCAAUGGCCCUAGAGUCAAAUGGUAACAACGUGGUAUGGUUGAGUACAACCCAUCCUGAUCAAAUACAGCAGCACAUUGUUAUCAAAGACGAAACACUGCAAAUUGAUGAUAGCGAAGAUCAACACCAGCAGCAUCGGUUCCAACGUGAUUUGAUUAAAAUCCCAAAUCAAUCGAGUCAACAAGUUGAGCAACCAGUCAAGUGUUCCAUGUUUACUCAAACGGAGCAGACCAAUAGUUUUACUCAAACAGAACAAAGUAACUCUAGUUAUACGGACCAACGUCAGCCUCAAUUAGCAAACAUGUUUGAUCCACAACAAAUUCAGCAGCAGCAAGCUGCUCAGAGUCAGCAGUCACAGCAGCAGCAGACGCAGCAGAUGUACGUGACGGAGAAGAAAGAAGACAAGUCUCAGCAGCAGACAACAGCAGACAAUUUUCCGUUUUAUUACAAUGUCAAUAUGGUGCAGAAACUACAGACCAAUGCGGUUAGCACUAUAAGUGCAAUAACCACCGAUGAUAAAGGCUGUUAUCGUUUUGACGUUCAGCCAGUCGCUGGUUACAAUUCGCUUCUAAAUCAAAUGAGUAUAGCCGCUGCUGCAACCAAUGCUACUUUCAAAUGUGAUUUAUGUGGACUAGUUUUUGGGCACAUGAGUCUGCUUACUCACCACAAGAGGAUCCACAAUACAACACCAAGUAGUCUUCAGCAACCACAGCAAGUUGUAGUCCAGACUCCUACUACUGUCACGGUUGCGACCACACCUGAGCGCCCUUACACUUGUGAUGUAUGUGGCGCUUGUUUUGCGUUACCUGGUGAAUUAAAAAGCCACAAAACGAACAUGCAUCAGAAACCCAAGGUACAGGCAUGUGAAGAGUGUGGGAGUGAAGAUCCUUGUGAGCAUAAUCCUACUAAAGUUAAAAAGACAAUCAAACCUGGACAUCAUCCUGUCAAACGACGAGGAGUGACCAGUGUUACCAAGUGCCACAAAUGCAACGGAACGGGAAUUAUUUUUAUCGGUAAAGAUGAAGAAAAACUUGAUUCUGGAAUCAGUUCUCUUGCGAAGUGUGGCGUCUGCAAGGCAACAGGCCACAUCACCAUCGGAAGCGGCAAGCAAAAUCAGAACCAGCCGGAGAAGCCAUUUCAUUGUAAUGUUUGCGAUGGAACAUUUUCACGCUAUUCGUCGCUUUGGUCCCACAAGAGACUUCAUUCUGGAGACAAGCCAUUUAAAUGCGAAGUCUGUAAUCUUGCCUUUGCUAAGGCGGCAUAUUUGAAAAAUCAUGGACGUGUUCAUACUGGCGAAAAGCCAUUUAAGUGUAGCGUAUGUGGUAUGCAAUUUUCUCAGAGUCCUCACUUGAAGAAUCAUGAGAGAAUUCAUUCGGGCGAGCGUCCGUAUCAGUGUGAAGUGUGUGAAAAAACAUUUGCAAGACACUCAACACUCUGGAACCAUCGGAGAAUUCAUACUGGUGAAAAACCGUAUCGCUGUAAUACGUGUGGUUCAGCUUUCAAUCAGGCGACGCACUUGAAAAAUCACGCAAAGGUUCACACUGGAGAAAAACCUCACAGAUGUGAUAUUUGUGAGAUUGGAUUUUCUGAUCGUUUUGCUUUGAAACGUCAUCGGGCCAUUCACGAAAAGUACGGACAGACCGCACGAAAUCAGAACGCUAACAAUGCGAGUAACACGCAGCAGCCAAACACGAGUAAUCAACAGCAACAACAGCAGCAGCAACAGCAGCAACAACAGCAACAGCAGCAGCAGCAGCAACAACAGCAGCAGCAGCAGCCCCAACAAGCUCAACAGGGGCAACAACUUGUUGUGGUGAAUGCCACCACGCCAGUGACUGUUAGUCAAGGCCAGGGACAGACAGUAAUGCUUGAUGAAGUUUAUAAAUGUCAAGUGGCCUUCCCGGAGCCUAAAUGAUUUGAUACUUGAAGGACUCCUGCUAAAAUUUGUGCUGAGCCGAAUGAGGUUAUUGCUUCUUCAUAUAAUUUUAAUACAGUAUAACUAAAAAAAGUAACAAGUGAAAUAAUAAUAAAUUAAAAUGUUUUAUCAUUGUCAUUAAUCAGAGGUGUAUGUGCAGCGCAUUUUUAUAUGAACAAUUUACAAUAGCGAUGCCGUUCAUCUUGGGAAAUAAAUAAUAAAUAAAUAAAUAAAAUAAAAUAUUUUAAUUAAUUGAUAAGACAUAAGCCAAUCGACGUUGUAAGCUUUAUAAAUAAUAAUAAUAAUAAUAAUGAUAAUUAAUUAUUAAUAAAUAAUAUGAAAGAAUUGUACGUGAUAGGUCGUGGUUACGGUGACUUGGAUAGCAUGAGCCGGAUAAUUUUUUUCUUCAGUGCAUAAUACAUUUUUUUUUGUCAUUUAUUAUUUAUUAAAUAGAUUUGAUAAAUUAAUUUUUCAUUAAAUAUCUUAGAGUAAGAAGUUGAUGAAAAAAUAAUUGAAAAAAAAAAAAUGAAUAAAAAUUAUGUGAGCAAAUCGAUUACUAAUUUUAAACCACAUAAAUAAUUUACGAGGCUCACAUCCGUCCAGUCAUCCGUGAUUGUAAACUAGGGUUGUAACAUUUUAGUUACAAAAAAUAUUUAAAAACAAGUAAAGUAGAAAAAAAAUGAAUUUAAAUGGUGAAUUUAAUAGCAAGUUGAAAGCUGCAAUAACAAUGAUGCGAGUAAGCGAUUGGCGGACAUCUGUUUUAUAAUUUUAAGAUCAAAUAGUAUAUUAAAAAAAAAGAAAAAAAAAAACUAAAAAAUAUCAGUUAUAUUAAAACAACUUUAAUGAUAGUUUCUAAUAGAUAAUAGAUAAUUAGGAUAAUUAUACAUACAUGUAACUUUAAUUAUUAAUUAUUUUUGUCUCGUUAAAUUUAUUUGUAUGAGUUAGUUUAAUUAACAUAAGAUGCUAAUGACAUUUUUUUUCCGGUUUAUGAUUUUUUUUUUUUUUUUUUUCUAACAAAAUCAAAGUAUGUCUUCAUAAUAUUUUUAAUAAUAUAUAUAUUUAAUAUAUAUAAACAAUACGUGGGAGAUAAUUGUGCAGCUUUUUUUUCAUGGUAAUAAAUUUCGAGCCUGACUAACUGGAAAAAAAAAAAGUUAUAAAUUUUUUAAAAUUAAUAUUAAAUAUAAUUAAUAAUAAAAAUAAACAAAAUGGUUCAAUGAUUA